CGAUAAUAACAGAGGGUUAUCUGAAGACCUUGACGGAUUUAAAACAUUUCAUUGCCUGAAUAUUUUAUCACUCGUUUUCAUUUUGCCGGAUUUAAUAUUAGUUGUAAUCUCACUGGUGUUUUUACCGGAAAAACGAAUAUCGCCUUUAGUACGUUUUUCCUGCUAAAGUUAGCGCCUGCAGCCGCCUAAGUCUUGUUUAGCACACAAGCAGCAAUGCAGGAGAAGACAUGAAGACCAAAAUACAGCCUCGUCCUUUAUUUAGUGGAUUUUUAGUUGUCUACUCACUGCAGGACUUUCGUCUAGAUGAAAUGAAUUUCUUGCGUAAUCGUCUUGUUGUUUUGGGCCUGGUGUUGCUGGCUACAUUGUUGCUGUACCUGCUGCUGCCAUCCAUUCGCCAGGGCARCAUGGAGCCAUCCAUCGCAGCUCAGAAAAUGGGGCUGUUGGCCCCUGCUCCCCCCGGGCCUCCGACCAUCAAUGUGUCCAUUCGCACUGGACAGCUACCUGGAGACCCUCCGUUGUUUUUCAGAGAGGCUUUACCAGUGGAUAAAACCGGACAGCAAAUUUUACCCAGGCUGCAGGUGGUUCUUCUUCAUGGCCAGGCCUUCACCUCCAAAACCUGGGAGGAAGUGGGUACCAUGGCCCUGCUGGCAGCUAAUGGAUAUCAGGCCCUAGCGAUGGAUUUACCAGGAUAUGGAAAAUCACCCGACUCUGAGGCGCUGAAGACUGACCAGAGCCGGGUGGACCUUCUGUCGAGGUUCAUGGAGUCUUUGGGUGUCAGAGCAGCUGUGCUUUUGAGCCCCUCAAUGAGCGGACAUUAUUCCCUCCCUUUCCUCAUGAAGAACAGCGCACAGCUGCGUGGCUUCAUUCCUAUAGCACCAGUCGGCACCCGGAGUUACUCCCCGCAGCAGUACAAAAAGAUUCAGACUCCCACUCUGAUUGUGUUUGGAGCUCUGGACACAAAUCUGGGUGCCCAGUCCCACAAGAACCUCAUACAACUUCCUAAUCACGAAGUGCUUAAGUUGGAUGGAGCUCGCCACGCCUGCUACAUGGACAAACCUAAUGAAUUUCACCAAGGCUUGAUUUGGUUCCUCAACAAACUGAAGAAAGAUGUGUAGCGUGAGUCGUUAGUAAAGAGGAACACAAAUGCGAGGGAAAAAAAGUUGCUCUAAGCUCAGAGUGUAUUUCUCAUCACAUGAAGACAUGAGAGGUGGUCAUAAUAACUGGUCAGUUCUUCAGAUGUUGCUGUUAUGUUUCAUGGUCUGACCUGAAAAUAAAAAAAAAGGCUUAGCUCAGCAUCUUAGCUUAUUGUUAAAAAUAGCAAAGUGUAUAGUGGCACAUUUUGACAUGGUACGAAUUGAUUUCAUAAUGUAUUGUAUGCAAACUGUAGCUAACUGUAAAUAUGUAAAUGUUCCUGUGGCCAGUAUUUAUAAUGUUUUGUUUGUUUCAGACCUGACAGACAAACUUAACCCAGUAAUAACUGCUGCUUCAUGCUAACAUGCUGUGCUAAAUUGACCUAAGUCUAUAUACCGAAAAAUAUCAGAUUAAAACAGAUUUUAAAAAUGAGAAUCUACGCAAAUUAAUAUCUGCAAUAAGUCUGGACAAUCAUAAAAAUUAAGAAGCUUGAGACAGCUUAAAGGUAAAAAAAAUAAGUCUGAGCUGAAAAUAUUGUUCAUGUAGAUAUUAUAUGGCUUCAUUUCUCUAAUUUGAAAGGUAGAAAGACACUGACAGUUGAAACUACAUGCUUGUGUGCRUUUGUUUAAAUGAAGUGUUAUUGACGUGUUCCUGGAACAAACUCGUUUAUUGACAGCGCUGUUGUUAAGUGCGCUACAGAGAAUUGAACUUCAUGGUAAUACGAAAAUAAUUUAUAAAAAAAGAAUUAAUACCUUAAAACACUGCUAUGUUAGGUUCUGAUCGUGAACUCAACAUAACAUUUUUACUUUUAAAUGGAGUUUUAAAAGCUGGGGUUGACAUCAUGUUUGUGAAAUUAAGAAUAAAAGAGGUUGGUUAACUUAUCAAGUUGAAGCAGGUGUGCUAAACAUUURAAGUUUAUUAUUGUAACGUUGCAUAAGUUGCAGGUUUUUUGCUUUCUCACUAGUUUUAUCCUGUGUGUUUAUUGCUGUGAAUAAGCUGAAAUUAAUGUUGAUGCACUAAAAAUAGUAAAUAAACUACUGAAAUAUUUAU
Molecule: messenger RNA, 2181 nt
Organism: Austrofundulus limnaeus
Lineage: Eukaryota; Metazoa; Chordata; Actinopteri; Cyprinodontiformes; Rivulidae
Gene: abhd14a
Product: abhydrolase domain containing 14A
Exons: 5
Coding region: 228-1115 (295 amino acids)
Cellular component (GO): cytoplasm
Source: RefSeq, a predicted model, not a curated record